AUAGGGAAUAGUAAAGUUUUCAAUUUUUCGCAAUGUGAGGGCUAUAAUUUGCAUGUAAAACACGUUUCUUAACAUCAUUUUAUGGUGUACAUUUUGUGAAAAGUAGCAAUCCAAUUACAAGGAUCAAGAUGUAGUUCCAUGAGCAAUUAAUGAUAUUCAUUAAUAGAAUUUAAGUUGACUUGCUUACUAACUGUACAGCAUGUUUUAAUUAACAAAGUGACAGUACAGAAUGGGAAUAAAUACAUGCCAAAUAAGCAUGUUCCACCUAUCAUAUCAUUCUUUCAUACUCAGCAUUUGCUUUAGUCGUGUGGUAUAAGAAUUGCUUUGUUUGCAAUUUAAGGAUCAACCUACUUUAACAAAGGAUUUUUAUUUAGAUUGAUAAGCAUUUCAAACAUUCCAACCAUUGUGCCUUUUCCUGAAAUUGAGUGGUGGUAUGGGUAUAAUACCAAUGUUUCACCACGUGUUACAUGCUUUAAGAUUACUUCACUUAAAUUUUUGUUUCUAUUAUCCAAUUCGCUUAUUUUCCAGGAAGUAACUGUAUAACUCAUAGAUAGUUUUAGAUAUAUAUUUAUAAAAUUGUUUAUUAACCAAUAUGACGUUUCAAUGGUUAGUUGUGUCGUUUUUCUUAUACUCUGAAAUAGGAUUGUGUGUGUUAUUAUGUCUACCAUUUAUUCAACCAAAGAGAUGGCAGUAUGUUUCCAAAUCUCGUCUGCUAGCAUUUUUUGUGACAUAUGGUAACCUGUAUUUUGGAGUGUUCAUCGCGGUAUUAGUUAUACUUUUUGCAGAUGCUGUACGUGAAGUUCGAAAGUACUCUAUUCCAAACGCUCAACAAGUGGAUCUCAAAAAUAAUCCUAAUGCACAAGAUCAUGUGUUGAUGAUGCUAUUCAGAGCUCAGAGAAAUUUGUACAUCACUGGAUUUGCUUUGUUCAUGCUGGUGAUUCUUCGUCGUCUUACUACAUUGAUUUCCGACUCUGCUACACUUAUAGCAAGUAACGAAGCAAUUAAAAAGCAAGCUGAAAGCGCGAGCAAAGCUGCAGAGGCAUUGCUGAAAUCUAAGGAAAACAAAGAUGGCAGUGAUGUUGAUGCGGUAGAUGUAGAAGAGCUUAAGAAGGAACUUGAUGAAGUGAAAGAAAAAUUAACUGAUGCUAGAAAAGCUGAAACGAAAGCACAGAAUGAUUUGAAUGCAAUGAAACAACAAGCUGAAGGUGUUACGAGAGAGUAUGACAAUCUAAUGGGGAAGUUCACUGAACUGCAGAAUCAAGUUGAAGGCAGUGGAGAUAAAAAAGAUGAAUGAAGUGAUUUGCAAGCUUACCAAUGCAUGAUUUUGCGGUACUUUCUGAUUCAAUAAUGCUUGCUCUGAUGCAAUCAGAAAACUUACUUAAAGACAUUUUAGUAUAUAAUAAAUUGUAUAUCAUACUGUGGAGAAAAAAAUAUGAGACUCAUAUAUGGGUAUCUACUGAAAAAAAAGGCUAUGAAUUGGUGUGAAUCCCAACAUAUUAUCUAUAAAAAUUUUUCAAAAUGUUUCAUUGGUCAUCCAUGGACAGUCGCUAUUAUAUCAUUUUAACCAAAUAUUCGUAUGGAGAAAUUUUCACUUUACAGUACAGUCUGCAUACGAGCUGUAGUGCACUUCAUUAUAAUAUCUUGCUUAUAUAUUGCUGUUAUAGCUAUUUGCUGAUGUUGUGCUUUUGAGUAACUUGCAUGCAUGUGUAUUAUGUUCAUAAUAUCUUCUGAUUUUAUGUGAAUGAGCUUAUGUUUAUAAUAUCCUGAAACUGAUAUAUAUCAUUUAACGUAGUAUCUAACUUGUUCAUUGUAUGUACAUAAGCUGUAUUAAAGAACUGCCUUCACUAUAUUAUAUGAAGUAAAUUUGCGACAUUUUUUGUGGUGCUGAA
Molecule: messenger RNA, 1889 nt
Organism: Styela clava
Lineage: Eukaryota; Metazoa; Chordata; Ascidiacea; Stolidobranchia; Styelidae
Product: B-cell receptor-associated protein 31-like
Biological process (GO): endoplasmic reticulum to Golgi vesicle-mediated transport; intracellular protein transport
Cellular component (GO): endoplasmic reticulum; endoplasmic reticulum membrane
Source: RefSeq, a predicted model, not a curated record